Molecule: messenger RNA, 438 nt
Organism: Fonsecaea multimorphosa CBS 102226
Lineage: Eukaryota; Fungi; Ascomycota; Eurotiomycetes; Chaetothyriales; Herpotrichiellaceae
Exons: 2
Coding region: 1-438 (145 amino acids)
Biological process (GO): DNA catabolic process
Molecular function (GO): endonuclease activity; nucleic acid binding
Source: RefSeq, a predicted model, not a curated record
AUGAAGACCCUUCUUCUUACUCUGCUAUGUCUUGCAACCAAAGCAUUCUCAUGGGGCGAGCUUGGCCAUCGUACCGUUGGCUAUCUCGCCCAGACAUACUUCACCUCCGAGGCUGAGAGUCUGUUCAACGAGCUCGUGCGUCCAAGCGAGUCAUUUGACAUCUCGGACGGUGCGGUUUGGGCCGAUGAGUUUGCCACGCACAGAAUGCCCUGGUCCAGGCCAUGGCAUUUUAUCGAUGCAAAAGACAACCCGCCGGAGGAAUGCAACGUCAACUUCAACGCGGACUGCGACCCGGACAAGAAAUGUGUCAUCGCGGCCAUCGCUAACAUGACCGCCCAGGUCAACAAUCCACGUCUGAGUGCAAAAGACCAGAGCGACGCAUUGAAAUUCCUCCUGCACUUCCUUGGCGACGUCACCCAGCCCUUGCACACGGAGUAG